Molecule: messenger RNA, 3058 nt
Organism: Oryzias latipes (Japanese medaka)
Lineage: Eukaryota; Metazoa; Chordata; Actinopteri; Beloniformes; Adrianichthyidae
Gene: lbr
Product: lamin B receptor
Biological process (GO): cholesterol biosynthetic process
Cellular component (GO): nuclear inner membrane
Molecular function (GO): Delta14-sterol reductase activity
Source: RefSeq, a predicted model, not a curated record
GAAGUCCUUUCCUAUUUUUUGUGUUCAUUUAAUAUUUUUCAGUGACGUCCUUCUUUCUGAAUCCAUCCGACCUCUUCGUCCUAUUUUAGCUCGCGGACGGGAUGCGGGGGGAGGGAGGUGAUGAGGUUAACACUUUUUCGCUUAAACCCUUUUGACUGACGGUAAAUUGACACCAGUAAACAAGGCGCUUGCUGCUCCUAAACAACCAAUCACUGUAUGAUGACGUUUUGCCAUCAACCAAUGAGAGCAAAGAUCCGUUAAAAUUGAAUGCUCGGCCGCCCAAUCGGAGGGCUUCGCGCCUUCUUGUCAGUAGUGGGUUUUACCCAGAGAGGGAGGGAGAUCGAGCUCUACGUCAAAUCUUUGAAACUGUUCUUUUAACACAUUCAAAGCCAGUUUAUUUUUAUUUUGUAAUCCUCCGCGGGAUUUGUUUUGAAUUUAACUUUUUGGAAUUAAUCCAGGAAAACAGGAUGCCCACUGCCAGGUUCCAGGAAGGGGACAAAGUGAUGGGCCGCUGGCCCGGUAGCUCGCUGUACUACGAGGUUCAAGUGCUGAGCUUUGACGCCGCCAGCCGGCUGUACACUGUCAUCUACAAGGACAAGACGGAGCUGGAGCUCAAGGAGCAGGACGUCAUGAAUAUCUCGUCUUUCCAGAACCGCACUCGCUCCCGUUCUCGGUCGCCGGGACGCCGUCGCAGCCGCUCGCGCUCUCCUGCGAGGACCACUCGCCGUUCAUCCUCUCGUUCAGCGGUAGCAGAGAAGCCCCCCCCCUCUGACAGGGAUGCAAAGGUGAAAGACGGCAUGGAGGGCAGCCUCAGCCCGCCGCUAAACAAAGGAGACCAGAACAGCAACAAGACACAGGACAAAGACAACAACGCCGACAGCAAGCGUCCUGUUUCUCUGUCCUUGCUUCAGAGGGCAGAGGCGGAGCCUGACAGGAGCCAAAGCCGUUAUAACCUGCGCCGCAGGAGGGAGGACGCAGCCCCCGAGGCCAGACUUCAACAGCCGCAGGAGAAAAGGUCUGAGGAGGGUCCUGCAGCUCCGGUUCCCGUCCCGCCGGACUACCGAGGAAAGAUGGGUUCCGUGUUCUGGCUGCUGUUCCUGCCUGUUUGGGUUCUGUUUGUCCUCCUUCAAGCUGGACUGAAGGACCCCAGCCUGACUAACUUCCCCCCGCCUCUGCCCCCCCUGGAGAGCUUGUGGGACCCGCAGGCUGUGGGCUUGGUCUUCCUGUGGAUCUUGUUCCAGGCUCUGCUCUACGUUUUACCUGUUGGAAAGCUGAGUGAAGGCGUGCCGCUGCGGUCCGGACAGAGGCUGAAGUACAGAACCAACGGCUUCUUCGCCACCGCCGCCUCAGCUGCAGCGGUGGCGGCAGCAGUGUACCUGGGCGCUGACCUCACCUACAUCCACAGCCACUUUCUGCAGCUGGCCGCCGCCUCCUUCCUGUUGUCCGUGCUGCUGGGCCUCUUCCUGUACGUGCGUUCUGGCCAUGCUGCCCCUGAGGAGCUGGCGGUGGGGGGAAACUCAGGAAAUGUGGUCUGCGACUUCUCCAAGGGCCGUGAGCUCAACCCUCGCAUCAGAAACCUGGACCUGAAGUUCUUCUGUGAGAUGCGUCCCGGACUCAUCGGAUGGUGUUUGAUCAACCUUGCCCUGGCGCUGACUGAGAUGAAGCAGCAGGGCCUGCAGGCUCCAUCGUAUCCCAUGAUCCUAGUCACCUUGUUCCAGCUGCUGUACGUUCUGGACAGUCUGUGGAACGAGGAGGCCGUCCUCACCUCCAUGGAUCUGCUACAUGAAGGCUUUGGCUUCAUGCUGGCCUUUGGGGACCUUGUGUGGGUCCCCUUCACCUACAGCCUGCAGGCGUUUUACCUGGUGGAGCACCCCUCCCCCCUGAACAUCCCAGUGCUGGCAGCCAGUGUGGCGCUCCAGCUGGUUGGAUAUUACAUCUUCAGAAAGUCCAACUCUGAGAAGAACCGUUUCAGGAGAGACCCGUCCGACCCCAGACUGUCUCAUCUAAAGAGCAUCCCCACCGCUACAGGGAGGAGUCUGCUGGUGUCGGGCUGGUGGGGCAUGGUGCGACACCCCAAUUACCUGGGUGACCUGAUGAUGGCGCUGGCGUGGUCCCUGCCCUGUGGCUUCAGCCACCUGCUGCCGUGGCACUACCUGAUCCACUUCAUGGUCCUGCUGGUGCACCGAGACUCUCGCAUCACCACCGUCUGCAGGAGGACGUACGGUUCCGCCUGGGACGAGUACUGCCGGACCGUCCCGUACCGGAUCGUCCCCUACCUCUACUGAGGAGCCCCCCCAUCCCAUGAGGCUUGGCGUGGAACAUCAUCGGAUCCACGCGAAUAUUUCAGCUUCUUCCAAAUCCUCAUUUUUAAUUGAAUUUUUAAGAUUUCUGUUCAAAGAUGAAUCUAUUUUUGAAGUUUUUUUUAAUUGAAAAGACUUUUCAAAGUGUUUAGUGAAGAAGACAGACUGCUGUAUAUUUCUGUACAUACUAAUUCAUUUUUGUACUUCAGUAGUACCACAGCUUUGGAACUUCUGCACUUCUUUAGAAAAUCAGGCAACCAGCUGGUGUUUAUGAUGAAGGAGGCUGCCUCCACCUCUUCACAGGGGGGGCUGCAGAUUCUCAUAUUUUGGGGUUUUCCAGCAUUUCAGGGCCGUCUCAUCCCACAGGCUCACUCACUGUCCGGCUCCUCGGCGCCCCUGGUGGAAGGAAGGGGUUACUCUGAAAUGUAUUAACCCAGAGUUCCUAUGCCCCCCCCCCCCCCCCCCCCCCCCCGUGUUUCAGGUAUAGAGAGCUGCUGAUAUUGACUGACGAUGUAAAUACUUUCAGACUGAAGCUUUGACGUCUCCGUAGACGUUUCCUGUUUUUAAGUUAAAUUUGUGAGCACUGAGCCCGUUUACAGAGAUCUGUGGGUCCUGACCCGCCUUAAGAGCUGGAGGAUCCGGUGCCGCCACUUGUUCUGACGGUGCUAGCGGGUCCGGUGGGUCCAGAUCAGGACAGCAGGUUUUUAAAGCAUCUAUGUAUAAAUGUUGCAGCACCAAAUAAAAAAGCUUUAUUUUCA